UUCAAAUUCAACGAGAUACUGGUAGUCCAAUCUCGAAUUUGAGUUUAUCGUCAGAAAAUAUAAAUGGAAAUGGUUCCACUUAUGAAACUCCAUUUAGAUCGUAUUACUCAUGUUUGUCGCUGGGUAUAUCGCCACAUUUUCAGAGAAAUUGUAAAAUGGUAUCCCACAGGGGCGAAUUGGAUUUUAAUAAUAUUUCAGGAUAUUUUAAAGAUAUUCCAACAUCAGUCACAAGUGUAUUUAACGUAAUUCGCACAAAUUUGUCAGAUUUUUCAUUUAUUUAUUUGAUUAGUGCACAAUUGUGCCAAGAACUCAUGCCCAUGGAGUGUAGUGUCGAAUUUAAAAUGGGCCUUCUACUUAGUCUAGUUUCAAUCCAAAUCGACAGUAACACAGCACCAAUUCCUAUUGUCGGAAUCACUCAGAAUACCUCCUUUGCGAAUUUAUUAAUGACUCAAAUUGGGAACUUAGCUGCCCGAUUCAUCGCUCCUGUGGAUAAGUUUGAAACAUUGGAAUUGAAAAAUGAAAACUUCGUUGAAGCAAAUCCUCUGUUGUUAGCGAAAGGUGGUGUUCACUAUAUAGGGGAUUGGUCUGGGCUGAAUGAACCGUUGCGAAACAAAAUUCUGAAGAAUAUUGACUGCGGCUACAUUACUAUUGAUAAUGCUCCUCUGAAAUAUCCAUUACAUACGGCAAUUUGGUGCUAUUGGACUAACUAUAAGAACAACCUUAAUGAUAUGAAAACAUUGGGAUGUUUAAUAAAAGUUUUUGGAAUACCACUUCUGCUUCAAGAGACCUCGCCUGAAAAACUUACGGAUUUCCUCCUCGAAGAGACUAUGAUGUUCAAAGGUUACACUACUCCAAAUGAUGAUUUAACAAUAAGCUCCGAAGAUAUGCGGAAAUAUAUCAAAUAUGCAUCAAACGUUAAUGUAGAAAUGCCAUUGGUUUGCGCAGAACUGUUGAGAAAUUAUUUCAUUGCAUCACGGUUCGAACGGCCAGGAUGUUUAUCAGAGAGGGCUUACAUAUCUCUGAAACAGAUGUCCGAAUCGUUUGCUAAACUAUCAUUUAGACCUAGUGUGAUUCUGUCUGAUGUCAUUGGAGCUAUAUAUUUGAGUGAACAUUUUAUUAAAAAUGUUUUCGGCCCAGGAGUGUUUCCACCGCCUAUCGAGGCAGUUGGUAAUGAUAUGGAAAAUGUAGAAAUAAUGUUCACACGCUUCAAGGAGUGGCUUUAUGUUUAUUUAUCGCGCUUUACUCCGCAGACGAAUUAAGCAACCAUGA
This is a messenger RNA of Hermetia illucens (black soldier fly), 1269 nucleotides long. RefSeq names its product minichromosome maintenance domain-containing protein 2 (gene mei-218). Bases 156 to 1259 code for a protein of 367 amino acids. The record is from RefSeq and is a predicted model, not a curated record. The transcript has 4 exons. NCBI's taxonomy places the organism in Eukaryota, Metazoa, Arthropoda, Insecta, Diptera, Stratiomyidae.